AUGGAUCUCUUCUUCGCCAAGAAUGACUUCCAGUUCGAGCCCUCGGCCUGGUUCACCCUAGCUGAACUCAACAGCCCGAAUCUAAGACGGCGUCGGUUGCGAGCACCGCUGAGGCUUCAAGAGUUGUGGACGGAGCUCAUAGCGCGCAUGCGCCGGAUCAGCGUCAACUUGAUGUGGGACGAAGCCUACCUCACCGCCGUCUCCUCCGCGCUCAUACAGAAUGCGCACACCGUCACGGAGCUCACUUUCUUCUUGCCAGACGCCAGAAGGAGGGCAGGCAAGAUGAAGAUGGGCUUAUACGGAGAUUUUCUGAGGGAUAUUGCCAGGAUUCCUACGCUCAAAAGGAUCAAGCUCGGCAGUCAAACGCCUGGCGGAGAGGAUAUCUUGUACUUCCCGAGAAAGAAGUGGGUGGCUGGCCUCACUGGGGCGCUGGUAGACUUUGCGUCCGCUGCGGCAGCCGGCUGA
Molecule: messenger RNA, 465 nt
Organism: Colletotrichum orchidophilum
Lineage: Eukaryota; Fungi; Ascomycota; Sordariomycetes; Glomerellales; Glomerellaceae
Exons: 1
Coding region: 1-465 (154 amino acids)
Source: RefSeq, a predicted model, not a curated record